This is a messenger RNA of Microdochium trichocladiopsis, 1175 nucleotides long. RefSeq lists its product as uncharacterized. Gene Ontology annotation, cellular component: cytosol. The record is from RefSeq and is a predicted model, not a curated record. Lineage: Eukaryota; Fungi; Ascomycota; Sordariomycetes; Xylariales; Microdochiaceae. Gene Ontology annotation, molecular function: GMP synthase activity. Gene Ontology annotation, biological process: GMP biosynthetic process. The transcript is spliced from 4 exons. The coding region runs from base 31 to 966 and encodes 311 amino acids.
AUUUGAUGCACGCCAUGCAGCACUCUCCCAAUGGUCCUUCAGCUUCGCGCUGCCUUUGCAAGCAUUUGCUUGAUAUCGGACGGCCAGGCUCGUGCCACGCGUGUCAGGCCGAAGGCUGCUACCACCGCGCCGCAUGUCCAGCCAGCCACGGCGGCAUCAGUGUUCUCAGAUCACAUCGAUCCUGCUGUUUUCCAUCUUGACGUGCCAAUUCUCGGUAUCUGCUAUGGUUGUCAGGAACUUACCUGGAUGACUGAGACCAGCAAUGAUGCUGGUGGCACUAUCCGCGACGACGGCCGCGCCGAUGUGAAUAUCCACAACAACGGAAACGCCUACAUGGAUAGCCUCUUCAAGCGCCUGGUAGACUCUAUGCACGUCAAGGAAAGUUUCGAACACCAACCUGGUAUCAAGUUGAUAGUUGUUAAUGGCUCAGAGCUCUUCCUAAGCCGUCUGAAGGGUGUCCACAAGCCGGGGAAGAAACGAUAUAUCACACAACGGGCCCAGCGCCACGAUCAAGACAUACCACAACGUCAAAGGACUGCCGGAGUUUCUCAAGCUGAAACUCAUCGAGCCUCUGCCCGAGAUUUCAAGGACGGUAUCCGCAAGUUCAGUCAUGAGUUGGGCAUUCACAGAGACCUAGUCAUACGCCGCCCAUUCCCUAGACCUGCUAUUGCCAUCUGUAUCCUCGGCGAGAUUACUCCCGAGCAAGUCCACAUCGCCCCUGCCGCCGACCGCAUUUUCAUCUCCGGGAUCCGUAACGCAGGUGUUAAUGACGAGAUGAGCCAGGCGUACGUCGCCAUCAGCAAGGACCGUCGCGCUGUUAGCGUCCAGAGUGAUGCUAGAGCGUAUGGUCAUAUUGCCGUUCUGCGCGUCGUCGAGAUGAGAGCAGCUGCCAGAGCUGAAUUGGGAGAUUGGGGAAUUUAUCGGUUGAGGCGUGAGGUCGACUUGAUACGGCCCAUGCGGCCCUAAUGAGCACCGCAGCCAUUUUUAAAGCGAUCCCAGCCGUAGCCAUCUCUAACUUUGGCCCUAGAUCAUCCUAGUGCGCUCGGAGCAAUCACCACAGCGACAGCUUGAAGACGAUGACGUGGCUGAGAUCAGCUGCUUCUUAUUGAACACCUAGUACUUCGUGGGCAGCAUAUGGUUGAUGUGCCUAGAACACACUUGUGUGUUUAUCCCAG